GCUAUCGCCGAUCUAUAGUGACGUCACCUGUAGGUGUGGUUUUGAACCUUUAAUUUGGGACAGCUGAACGUGAAAUAAAAUGGGGGAAUGAAUAAAAUGAAUAAUAAUAAAUAAAACCACUAAAUAUCAAUAAUAAAUGCAAUAAAACAAUAUUCAUUAAUAACAAUACGAAAACAAAAAAUAAAUUAAAAUAGGUUAUAAAUAUACUGAAAAUGUAUAUGAUUUCAUAACAAUACAAUAAAUAAAUGAAAUGAAAUGAAAAGUUAAAAAUACGAUGAAUAUAGUUUAAAAAAGUAAAAAAUAUAUAGAUUUAUAUAAAAUGUAAUUUAUGUAAAAAAUGGCCCCGAGCCUCUUCCCUCAAAACCAAAGAAUAUACCAUAGAAAAUACAGGAACUAUAAUAAAUAAUAACACUUAUAAUUUAAAACAGAUAAUAACAAAUACAUUUGAACAAAUUGCAAAGAAUAAUAAAAAAUACUAAUACAAUAAAUCAAAUUAAAAAACAUUAAAAAAAUAAUAAUAUAAAUUUAAAAAUCCGUGAAAUAUAGUAACAUACAUAUUAAUAUUAAUGAUGGGGUUAAAGCAACACUUUCAAAUGUGCUUUGUAGCCACGAAUAAACUUCAAAUGUCAGCAGAUGAUGGCAAUAACGAUAAUCAAAAGGCACGUCUUUUAUUAUUGUAGGUUAUAACUAUCCCACUGGGUGGCGAUAUUGUCAAAUAAACCCAGCGUAGCAACAACAGGAAGUGAUGGAUGUUUGUUUCUUUAAACCUUUUCUGUAAUGAACUCAGUUUGUGUUUUCAUGUAAACCUUUUAAAAUAUCACAUGUACAGAAAACCCAUAGAAAUAACAAAUAUAAAAUACAGUUUGACGAAAUGACACGGAUGCUGCAUUAAAGUGCUGUCGGUAAUCUAGAAAUCAAGAGUAUUGUUAAGUAAGGUUGUAUAAAACGAUACAUAAACUGUGUAAACACAACACAAGAUUAGGGUGGAAAUCCCUGCCAACACCUGAUCUAAAUAAAAAUAACAAAUACAAUAUCAUUUAUAAUUGUAUUGUUUUGCACUUAAAAGUAGGUAUUUUGGUUCUUUGCCCAUCGAAGAAUGGAAUUCCGGACUUUCCAGUGAGUCCAUGAACGCAACGAGUUCAACAUGGCGGCCCAGCGGAGGAAUUUGAUGCAAAGCCAUCAGAGCUGGACGGACGACCUGCCGCUGUGUGAGAUGUGCGGCGUCGGCACGGCAACCAACUGCGUGUACGGCUCGGACGGGAAGGGAAGUCAGAGCCACCCCAACGAGGACGGACACCUGCGCUUCAGAGGCGAGGACGGCUGCUUCCUGUACGGCGUAUUUAACGGUUACGACGGCAGCCGAGUGGCCAGCUACGCCUCUCAGUGUCUGACGGCUGAGCUGCUGCUGGGUCAGCUCAACUCCACACACUCGGACAGCGACGUGCGCAGGAUCAUCACAGAGGCCUUCGACGUGGUGGAGAAGAGCUACUUUGAGACGAUAGACGACGCUCUGGCCGAGAAAGCUAACCUGUCGUCCAACUACCUGCCGCCACACAACGAGAACUUGUCGUUCCACCAGCUCUCCUCUCAGGGUCAGAAGGUUCAGGAGCGUCUGAAGGAGUUGGAGCUGGAGGUUUCAGGAGGAGCAACAGCUGUGGUGGCUCUGAUCCACAACAACAAGCUGUACAUCGCCAGUGUUGGUACUAACCGGGCUCUGCUGUGCAAGUCGAGCAGCGACGGGCAGAACCAGGUCCUGCAGAUCGGCCGACCUCACAGCACCGACAACGAGGAGGAGCUGCAGAGACUCGCUGCCCUGGGUGUGGAUCCGGCCCGGGUGAGGCAGGCAGGGCAGAUCUCCGGUCAGAGCAGCACCCGGAGACUCGGAGAUUACAGAGUCAAAUUCAACUACAACGAGAUCGACCUGCUCAGUGCGGCGAAGGGGAUGCCGGUGAUCUCUGAGCCGGAGAUCCACGGCAGUCAGUCUCUGGAGAGCGUGACGGGCUUCCUGCUGCUGAUGUCUGAAGGACUCAUCAACGCCCUGGAGUCUGCACACGGCCCAGAACAGGCCAACCAGGAGAUCGUGGCGAUGGUGGCGGCGGAGCUGGCGCUGCAGAGUGGUCUGGAGGCGGUGGCUCAGUCGGUGGUGGAGCGAAUCAAACGUCUCCAUCACGACGUGUACGUGUCCGGCCGACAGAGGGCCACUUACUGCAGCCGACACGAGGACAUGACGCUGCUGAUCCGAACGUUCAACUACCCGCUGGCAGAGGGAGGAGCCACCCCCACUCAGGGCGGCCGCAUCUACCCGGUGUCGGUGCCCUACUCCAACAGUCAGAGCACCAGUAAAACCAGCGUCACCCUUUCACUGGUCAUGCCCUCCCAGAAUACUCUCACCAAUGGCACCAACACCGCCUCUACGCUGGAGGAGGGCACCCCCACUCCUGGCAGUCAGAGCCCCACAGCCACCCUGCAGUCCACCAACACCCAGACCCAGAGCUCCAGCUCCAGCUCCGGAGACGGCAGCCUCUUCCGGCAGAGAGGGAGUCAGGCGGCUCAGCCCGACGAGACGGGGAGGGUCCCGCCGUACGUCGACUUCACCCAGUUCUACCGGCUGUGGGGGAGCGACCACAGCGAGGGAGGACUGGGACCCCAGUGAGGAGGAGGAGGAGACAUGGAUUGUAAAACAGACUAUGAUUUUAAAGAUAGGGUUGGGAUGAGCGACGAAAUGCUUUUAAUGUCUAAAAAAUAAGAGCUUUUCAUUCUGGCCCCAAACGGACAGCUGCAGGGAUGUGGUCGUCCUUCGUUGUCUCAUUAGGACAUUUAUUUUAGGCUUCUAACCAAAAAACACAUCCAGAAAACCAUUGACUUUGUGAUUAACGAACCGACAUGAUAAGAUGCUGACUCACUUCCAGGCUUUGGGACUCAUUCCUGCACCGCUCCAUCAGUUACCAACAUGCAUUUUAGACAUUUUUGGACCAUUUUAGGAGAUUUCAUGUGUAGAUCCGGUUGAUGCCCGGAGCCGUCACUGGUUGAGCAGUGAGGAGGACUCGGAGGACUCGAGAGAACCAGAUGCAAAGACUUGGCUUUCUGGCCCAUGGAUUGAGGUGCAUUGGGACACAUGGAGGAAGGUGUCGCUAUAUCAAACCAGUGGGCCAAUAAUCAGCAUCAGACUGGGAAGAACUGGUGUCUAAAAGAUGUUUCUAGAUGCUGGUUUUGAGUGAUUGUUAAUUGUUGUUUAUGUACUCCAGAUUGUAAUCAGAUUACACAAUGUAAGGCCUUAUAAGGACUCGACGGAUGUGUUUUCAAAAGGGCUUUUUCUUUUGUAAUGAAAGAUAGCCUCGUCGUUAUGGUAACCUUCGGUCUGAGGAGGGGUCACCUGUAUGUUUUAAUAAUAGUUUUAUCCUGAAUGACGGAGAGAAGUGUCUCUUUAAUUGUGUAUCGCAUUAAAGAAGAGUCAUGCCUGGA
Eleginops maclovinus (Patagonian blennie) is the source of this 3462-nucleotide messenger RNA. It is a transcript of the gene tab1, whose product is annotated as TGF-beta activated kinase 1/MAP3K7 binding protein 1. NCBI's taxonomy places the organism in Eukaryota, Metazoa, Chordata, Actinopteri, Perciformes, Eleginopidae. Bases 1145 to 2653 code for a protein of 502 amino acids. Gene Ontology annotation, cellular component: cytosol. Gene Ontology annotation, molecular function: protein serine/threonine phosphatase activity. The transcript has 11 exons. Gene Ontology annotation, biological process: protein dephosphorylation. The record is from RefSeq and is a predicted model, not a curated record.